This is a messenger RNA of Penicillium longicatenatum, 882 nucleotides long. RefSeq lists its product as uncharacterized. The record is from RefSeq and is a predicted model, not a curated record. The transcript is spliced from 4 exons. The coding region runs from base 1 to 882 and encodes 293 amino acids. NCBI's taxonomy places the organism in Eukaryota, Fungi, Ascomycota, Eurotiomycetes, Eurotiales, Aspergillaceae.
AUGUCAAGCAGUGCAGGACCAGUAGCGGGUGCAUGGGUUGCAGCCGGGAUUGCCACCGUCAUCCUUAUUUUGCGCUUCGUCGCGAAAACCCGGAUUCACCAUGUGCGCGCCGACGACUUUGUGAUGCUUCUGGCGCUAGUCUUGGCGAUUAUCGCAACAGUAUUACUGACGGUGGCCGUGCACUAUGGCUUUGGUAAAUCGUCAGCGAAUAUCGGUCUGGCUCACCAAAUUGAGGUGAUGAAAUUUGCAACCGUCCUUCAGGCAUUUUUGAUCGUCGCAACCGGAGUCGGGCGAUGCGCAUUCAUCCUUUAUCUUCUGGGAAUUGUGGGGACGGAGCGAAAGCACUGGCUUAUUCUUUGGUUCUUCAUCGCAUUACAGAUCAUCAUCAAUGGCAUCUCCGUGAUUCUGAUGUUCACACAAUGCCCAGACAUAAGAGCGCUUUGGAAUCCGGAAUAUUCUACAGGUUGCUUGCCCGCAAGUGUGCAGAGAGAUUACGCCGUGGUUCAGACAUGUAAGGCCUGCCUUGACCAAGCCAUCAAGAAACCAGCUAACAUCUCACCCCGAUCUUCCCCAGCAUUGAACUCCUUCACCGAUCUAUAUCUGGCCGUCUUUCCUUUAUUCAAAUUUUGGAGUCUGAACUUGCGCCUGCCUGUGAAGAUAAGCUUGAUCUUUCUCCUCAGUCUUGGCCUCCUUGCCAUGUUUGCUUCUAUAGGACGCACAAUCGAACUCAGCAAGCUGGAAAGCUUCACUGAUGGAACACGUCAACUUGUUCCACUCGCUGGCUGGACCAUCGCAGAGUGUUACCUCAUCAUUAUCACCGGAUCACUUCCCUGUCUUCGAUCUCUGCGCAGAACCAGCUAUGCUAUCGAGGUCACAGACUAG